CCCAAGAAGCACCACAUAUAUACUACCUCGUUCUGCUUCCUUCUUUAUCUCUUUGCAAGGAGCCAACCCUACACACAUAAUCGAUCUCGACAAAUUAAUAGAUGCUUCCACCUAAUUUCGUUUCUUUAAUCAUCACCUUCAUCGUAUUCUGGUCAUGGUGGACGCUUGACGGCGUCGUUUCUGAUCCCCAGACCCAUCUUGUAAGGCCAGGGUGCACCCCAUCCGAAUUGCCACACUCGACCAACUUCUCCGGCAUGGAGGACAGUUUAAACGCAACGUUUAGAGACAUCAGAGAGCAGAUCAUCACUCAGAACAAGUAUUUCGCGACGGCACAAGAAGGAAGAGGAGAAAGCCCUGCAAUUUCCACUCUUUUUCAGUGCAGAAAUUACCUCUCCGUUCAUGACUGUGUUGCCUGCUUUGACGUUGCUGCCAUUGAAAUUCGCCACUGCCCCGCUGCGGCACUUGGUGGUGGCCGUGUUUUCUACGACGGCUGCUUCCUCAGGUAUGAGACCAGCGCUUUCUUCGACCAAACGACAUCGUCUUUCAAUACCGCAUCAUGUGGUGGAAAUCAGACUAAAGGAGAAGCCUCUACAUUUACCUCUGCUGUGCGACAACAGCUAAUGAAUCUCCAAAUGACAAUACCCAAAAUCUCUGGCUCUUUCGCAGCCAUGAAGACGCAAGUGCCUAAUAAUGGUCCAACUAUAUAUGCCUUUGCUCAAUGUAUUGAAACUGUCACAGAGAGUGGGUGCUUCAAUUGCUUAAAUGCAGCGUCUAGCAAUAUGCCAACUUGUCUUCCCAAUUCAGAUGGUAGGGCUUUUGCUGAUGGCUGUUUCAUGAGAUACUCCACCACUUCCUUCUUUCCUGAUAACCAGACCAUUGGUAUCACUCCCUUGAAAAAACAAGGUUCGAGCAAUAAGGGGGCCAUCAUUGGUGGAGUAGUUGCUGGGAGUGUAAUCCUUGCUUUGAUUGUCCUGGCAUUUUUUCUUUGGGCCAAGCCACCAAAAAAUCCUAAAAGGGUUCCAGGUGGAGGAGACACAACCGGAGCAAGCAAGUUGAAAGGUCCGGUUAAUUACAGUUACAAGGAUUUGAAGCUUUCAACAAAAAAUUUUAAUGCAGAUAAUAAACUUGGACAAGGAGGAUUUGGUACUGUAUACAAGGGAACUCUGAAGAAUGGGAAAGUAGUUGCAGUCAAAAAGUUAACUUUACGCCAUUCCAAUAAAGUGGAGGAUGAAUUUGAGAGCGAAGUGAAACUUAUAAGUAACGUUCAUCAUCGAAAUCUUGUUCGACUUCUUGGAUAUUGCAGCAAAGACAAUACAAGAAUUCUUGUCUAUGAAUACAUGAAAAAUACCAGUCUUGACAAAUUCUUAUUUGGUGAAAUGAAAGGUUUUCUUGGUUGGAAGCAACGGUAUGAUAUAAUUUUAGGCACAGCAAGAGGUUUGGCUUAUCUACACGAGGAAUUCCAUAUUUGUAUUAUACAUAGAGAUAUAAAGUCUAAUAACAUCCUCUUGGAUGAUGAUUUUCAACCUAAAAUUGCUGAUUUUGGGUUAGCAAAACUUCUAUCUGAGGACAAAUCUCAUCUGAGCACAAAAUUUGCAGGAACCUUAGGAUAUACAGCACCGGAAUAUGCAUUAAAUGGCCAAUUAUCUGAGAAGGCUGAUGUCUAUAGCUAUGGUGUUGUGAUCCUAGAAAUUAUUAGUGGUCGAAAAAGUGAAGAAUUGAAUAUGAAUGGUGAAGCUGAAGGUGAAUUCCUCCUUCAAAAGGCAUGGAAACUGUAUGAGAGAGGCAGGCAUUUAGAGUUGGUGGACAAUACUUUAGACCCUAUUGACUAUGCUGUAGAAGAAGUAAAGAAAAUCAUAGAGAUUGGUUUGCUUUGCACUCAAGCAUCUCCUACAAUAAGGCCGACAACGUCUGAAGUUGUUGUCUUGCUCCAAAACAAGGGUUUAUUUGAAAAUAUGAGACCCACUAUGCCUUUCUUGGUUGAAACUAAUUAAAUAAGGGCCCAUGGAGAGGACUACACUUGGCUUCUACAUCAACUUCCUCUUCGUCCAAUGUUACGGCCUUGAGUUCUAAUGUCAGAAAGAUAUACAGUUGUGUUGGUUGGAGGAAUAAGAAUAGAUAUCGAAGAAGAAAAUACAAAAUGACUGUUCUUUAUUCCAUUAUUCUUCUACAUUUGUUUGCAAUCAUACAUCGAUCCUUAUAAAAGUAUUUGUCUAUUGAUAAUUUCGAUAGUGUAAAGAGUUUUGAGUUAACUACAUUAAUCUACCUUAUUGUUUGGUUAAUUAAUUUAUGACAUCCUU
Prosopis cineraria is the source of this 2297-nucleotide messenger RNA. Its product is annotated as cysteine-rich receptor-like protein kinase 3. Gene Ontology annotation, molecular function: protein kinase activity; ATP binding. The coding region runs from base 102 to 1991 and encodes 629 amino acids. NCBI's taxonomy places the organism in Eukaryota, Viridiplantae, Streptophyta, Magnoliopsida, Fabales, Fabaceae. The transcript is spliced from 8 exons. Gene Ontology annotation, biological process: protein phosphorylation. The record is from RefSeq and is a predicted model, not a curated record.